Molecule: messenger RNA, 958 nt
Organism: Micropterus salmoides (largemouth bass)
Lineage: Eukaryota; Metazoa; Chordata; Actinopteri; Centrarchiformes; Centrarchidae
Gene: cimap1b
Product: outer dense fiber of sperm tails 3B
Exons: 7
Coding region: 95-871 (258 amino acids)
Cellular component (GO): cytoskeleton
Source: RefSeq, a predicted model, not a curated record
CUAAACAAUCUGUGUUUGGGUUCAAAGCACAUGCUGAGUUCCAGGGAUAAAACCUGACCUAGAGGCAAAGCAGGAUCAAGAACUUUUAUGAGUAAUGGCAAGCACUGAACCUUGGGUUGGGACCUGGAGGCCCCACAAGCCAAGAGGGCCCAUAGCUGCCCUCUAUGGUAGUCCAGGACCCAAGUAUGCACUACCCGGACUCACAGGUAUUUCUAAACACGACCCUACCAAAUACAAAGCACCAAUGUUCAGCUUUGGGACACGUCAUGACCAGGCCACUGCUGAUUGCUCGCCUGGACCAAAAUACCUUGUCCCCUCCAAUAUCACCAGGGAGGGUCGAGACGGCACUCCUGCGUUUUCACUCCACAGCCGUCCAAAGGAGCCAGGAUUGUUCCAGGCCCCUGGACCAGGCAAUUAUUCCCCAGAGCGUUCAGGAAAAUCAAUCUUCCGCUCUGCUCCUGCUUAUUCUUUAUCUGGGAGGAGCAAAGAAGGCUGCAAUAACCAAACACCAGGUCCAGCCUCCUACAGUCUGCCCCCUGUGCUGGGGCACAAAACUGUGGCCACAUCUGCAGCUCCCACAUACUCACUCUGUGGUCGCAGCAAAAUUGGAAGCUUCCAUGAGGACCUAAGGAAGACUCCUGGUCCUGCUGCCUACAAAGUUGUGGAUCCUUGUACUUACAGGCAAAAACCUCCCCAGUAUAGCAUGACAGGCCGCAACUUCUCACCUGGUGAAACCACAAAGAAACCAGGACCUGGUGCAUACUAUCCAGAGCGGGUGACCUUCACAAGAGCAAAAGCUCCAAGCUUCUCGUUUGGACUGCGUCACUCGCAGUUCAUCUCACCCCUUAUUGUAGAUGUGCCAGAGUUAUAGCCCCCUUCGUAUUGGUACUUGUCACCUUGUCAGGGUUAUAACCACUUUCAAGUAACUGAAUAAAAAAAAGUCACUAAACAGCAAGAA